CUUUACUUUCCCCCAACCAAUGCUCCAAGUUGACUAGUACUGGGAAGUCGGGAAGCAUUUUCCUAUCCAUCCCCUGCGUCUAUAAAGCAGACCCCCCCUCAAAACAGAGUAUUGCACAAGCUAAGAAAAUCAAACACAAAAAUGGUGAACCCUCUGCCUUUCAUGGGCCACCAGGGGCAGGGGUCUCCAGGCCAUGAAGGGAUGAGCCAAAUGGGUCUGGGCAUGGCAAUCGCGGCCUCCAUGGUGGUCCUAACCAUGUUCCAGCAAUUCCUCUUCAGCCACUUCGGCGGCUACCUCGAACGGUGCCUCCGGAAACUGGUCAGCUCCAUGGACCCUUACGUCCAGAUCAGGUUCACCGAGGAUUCGACGGACGGCGGGGGCCCCAAGAACUACGAGGCCUACGCCGCCAUCGAGACCUACCUGAGUUCCAAAUGCUCGGCCCAGGCGCCGCGGCUGAAGGCCAACUCGGUCAGAGAUAUCAACGCUCCCGUGCUGUGCGUCGACGACGGCGAGGGGGUUUCCGAUGAGUUUAACGGGGUUACGGUCUGGUGGCAUCUGGGGAGGGAGAAAGACCAGGGUGAUAUUUACCGCGGCUCGAGGCGGAACAGAAACAGGUACUAUGCCCUUACCUUUCGGAAAAAGAACCGGGAAAUUGUGGUCGGGGAAUACGUGAGGCAUGUGAUGGAAGAAGGUAAGGCGGUGGCGGCAAGCCAUCGGCAGCUGAAGCUUUACUCUAACAGUUCCAGCGAGCACGGAGCCUAUUGGAAUUACAUAAUGGAUUUUGAUCAUCCGGCCAAAUUCGAGACUCUGGCUAUGGAGAAGGAGAAGAAGGAAGAAAUUAUUGACGAUUUGAUCAGGUUUUCUACGGGGAGAGAGUACUAUAAGAGGAUCGGAAAGCCAUGGAAGAGAGGGUACCUGCUUUACGGCCCUCCAGGCACUGGUAAAUCCACCAUGAUCGCGGCAAUGGCGAAUUUACUGAGCUACGAUGUUUACGACCUCGAAUUAACAGCAGUUCUGAGCAACGCCGCUUUGAAACGCCUCUUAAACCGGAUCCCUUGCAAUUCUAUCCUCGUGAUCGAAGACAUUGAUUGCUCGAGCAAAAUCACUAACCAGAGGGAGAUGACUAAUCAGGACGAAGAAAAAACAGUCAAGAUACUGGAAAAGGUGACGCUAUCCGGAUUGUUAAAUUGCAUCGACGGGCUUUUCUCGGCGAACGACGGAGGGAGGCUGAUGGUUUUCACGACGAACAACGUGGAGGCGCUUGAUUCGGCGCUGGUUCGUAGGGGGAGAAUGGACAAGCACAUCCAGAUGACCUACUGCGGAUUCGAGGCGUUCAGGAUUCUGGCGAAGAACUAUUUGAGGAUUGAGGAGCACGAGUUGUUUGGGAGGAUUGAAGAGUUGUUGAAGGAGAGCAGCGUUACCCCGGCGGACGUGGCGGAGACGCUGAUCGAGAGGAGGGGGAAAGCUGAAGAUUGCGGCAGGGAGUACUACUUGAACAAAUUGAUCCGAGUGCUGGAGGAGAACUGCGAAACGAAGAAAUCGAUCAACCGAGAAAUGUUGGAGAAGAAAGGGAAAGGGGAGUUGGAAAAUGGGGAAUGCAAGUGAACUGGGUUCUGUUUGGAAUUUGAGUUGGUGGGAAUAUUUGUUAGGUUACUAAUUAGUCCUUGUAGUUAAAGGUCUGGUUUCAAUGACUGGGAAGAGGGGAAGCUUUCCCAGCUGUUUCUGCUUUUGUAGGGGGUGUCAAGGACUGUUUCGCUGUGCUCAUGAAGCGGUGUUUUGGGAACAAAUUUGGUGAAAUCUUUUGUAAGGAGGUUUCACCUCGAGUUUGGUCGCGUGCGCGGACUUGGUAGUCUCCGGUAUCGUAGCGUUAUGUAAUCGUUUAACUUCGGGUUUCGGUUGUUUGAGGUUAUUAGAGCAAGAGUUCAAGGUUGUGCGUAACCUUGAUAAAAGUCACUCUUGUUGAAGGUGGUUAAUUUUGUACUCGGCUAUUUUGUAUGAAUGAAGUUUUUCUUAUAGUAGA
Molecule: messenger RNA, 2020 nt
Organism: Rhododendron vialii
Lineage: Eukaryota; Viridiplantae; Streptophyta; Magnoliopsida; Ericales; Ericaceae
Product: AAA-ATPase At3g28580-like
Exons: 3
Coding region: 142-1605 (487 amino acids)
Molecular function (GO): ATP binding; ATP hydrolysis activity
Source: RefSeq, a predicted model, not a curated record